CUCAUCGCCACCUAUGGACAUCGAUACUCAGGAUGAAGCCGUGGGCCUCCUCGCGCUCUUCGACACCACACCAGAGUCGUUUGCGUGGCGCGACCCCAUUCCGCGCGAAAUCGAGGAGCAACGCGUCCGGAUGUCGGACACGCUCAUCUUCGACAUCCUUCUCGCUGAGGGCGGCAUUCGUCACGCGAACUCCCUCUAUCCGCCUACCGACGUCGAUUCUCUCCAUCGCCUCCUCGAGGCCAUAUGCAACUCUACGUACGACGCGAUCAAGCAGGACAGCCUGAUUUACUUUCUGCUGAAGUGGCACCAGGACGGGAGGGAGAUGGACUUCAGCGAGUCACGGUGCAUACAGCCGCAGUUUGUCAUCCUUGCGGACGCGUACUGGCAUCUGGAUACCGGCAUCAACGUUGAGAGAGCGGUUUCCUUUCUGUCAGACCAACGCCUGUCUGGGGAUUACAUCUCGAAGAUUAUGCAAGCGCUAUCACUCUCAAACAACCCACAUACAUACAUCCGGAAGUAUGUCCGGACAGUCCAGCCCCUCCUCACGGAGCCUCGCGACAUGGACACAUACGCGAUCGCGCUAGCAGACUCCAACAUCGCGGAUGCAUGGCGCUACCAGAGGUCUUUCUCUGAACGAAGUGAGUCGCGGCCACGGCUGGUGAAGAGGAUCCUCGACUUCUGCCUUACGCCGAAACCUCGUCUCGCGCAGCUUAAAACCCUCCUCGCACUGCACCUGACGGCGUAUGAACAAAGCCUUCUGCACGACUACGUCAUGGACCCGUCUCCCAAAUUGUCAGUAGCAUCCGUGUCCGCAAUCCAGGAUCUCGCCUGCCUUCGCCUCGUCCAGGCCGGCGAAUACGCCUCCGCCAUCAAGCUCGACCGUCAGCUGCCCCCAGGUGGUGCAGCUGCGAAGGAGCGACGGCAAAUGAUGGACGAACUCAUGGCGUCGAUGCCUGUAGCGGAACGGCAACUCCUGGAGAUAGAGCUCGAGCACCUCACGGCGGCGCCGCGACCGAGCCUCGCCGCAUCCCAGUCGUGGGCAAACAAGGCGACGAACGGCACGGACAUGAGCAUGAGCUGGGAGAGCGUGCGCGCCCCGCCUGUGUCCAUCUCUGCCAAGUCUGCCUCCGGUGCUGCUGCUGCGUCGGCACAAAAGCCAAACGGCACACCGAGCGCAGCCCCGACGAUCUCGCAGCGCUCGGGCGCACCGCGGUUCGGCGCCCCUCUGGGUACCACCCCGCAUACGGAGAUGUUCGCGCCUCUUUCGUUCCCAGCGAACACGUCCAGCCCUGCGCACGCUGGUUCCGGUUUCGCACCGAGCAUAUCAGCCGGGCGGAUCCCGCUCAUCGGCUCAAGCACGCCGCAAUCGACUUCUGCGAGCGGCGCUGCUCGCGCGCCAGCGCCGGGUGUGCGCCCAGGCUCGCUCUUCGAGACCGCAGGGAGUGCGAACCAGGCGCCGAACGCGUUCUACAAGCCGCCGCCGUCGAUCUCUGCUGGUGGGAAGCGUCCGUUUGGUCAGGACGCCCCGAUGGGACGGCAUGCUUCGACGAGCCCUCAGCGACCCGAGCCGGUAAGCGCGGGCGCGAGGACCCCCGACGGCGACGUCACGAUGCAGACGGACGAGGACGCCAUCGCGGCCGAGCUCGCUGACUUUACCCAGGGGGACACGUCGCGUGCAGAGGACCGCACCGAAAUGGGAGAGGCAGAAAGCCCGACCGCGGGGUUCUCCACGUCGGUGUUCGGCGCGCGCGCGGACAGACCGCGGGUGUCUGCGCGGAAGCUGCGCCAGGAAAAGUCGGACACGCCGGUCAUACCCGGCGCGUUCGACCCCGUGACGGACGACGAGAACGAGCGGGAACGUAUCAGCAUGCCCCCGCCCCGCCGCCUGCGACGACGGCGCGGAAGCCGCGCGCCAGUGCUACGAACGAGGACGACACGGACGAACAGCAAUGCAAAACGUAAAGAUCUCCGACAGAGCAUUCCCGGGGCCUUGAUGGACGAGGAAGAAGAGGAAGAAGAGGAUGCAGUGCCGCCCUUACCGCCGCCCACACCUGCAACGAAGAAGGGUAGCCGUAAACCGCGGACGGCCAAGGCGAGCGAGAAGGACGAGAUGACGGCGGAGGAGCUGAGGCGCCCGAGACGGUCUACUCGCCUAUCCACGGCUCCUUCAGUCGGCGAGUCGUCUCCGGAACCCGCGUCACCCACAAAACCGAGUACGAAGACACGCAGUACGCGGAAGUCUACUACCGCAGGGGCGGCAGCAGCGCCCACUAAGAGUUCACGCAGGAAACGAGGAUAG
Molecule: messenger RNA, 2299 nt
Organism: Fomitopsis serialis
Lineage: Eukaryota; Fungi; Basidiomycota; Agaricomycetes; Polyporales; Fomitopsidaceae
Product: nuclear pore complex assembly-domain-containing protein
Exons: 5
Coding region: 14-2299 (761 amino acids)
Source: RefSeq, a predicted model, not a curated record